AUGGAUCGGAUCAGAGAGGAAAACUACGUUGUGACAACACGGCUUGCGCAACAUCUCAACGUGGCGUGUGUGAUUGCGGUUCCCCUCGUUUACGACGGGGACUUUAUGACCUUUGCAUUCAUGAUGUUUGCUAACAGCCUCCUAUAUUCCAUGCACUGGUUGGUUUCCGCUGGACGAAUUCAUGUGUCAGUGGCACGUCUCAGGUGUUCCUAUGCUCUCCUGUACACAGUAAUGGCUGUGGCGCACUGGAUGGGUCCGCAGUCAUACGACGCCCACUCAUCGGCCCAUAUGAAGUGCUUGGCGGCUGCGCAGUUGGUCUCAAUCCUUGUUUUUGCGGACAGCCGAACCCAUAUAGUUGGUCAACUCGUAUUGGCUCUCACGGAGGUGUGUCGUCACAUUGUGAACCGUGGUUGGGAGCGAGCGGAAUUGACUGCGACCAUCCAUGCGCAGCUUGUGUUCUCUGGGCUACUCAUCAUCGCCGCCGUCGUAUUUGAACUUAUUCUCCGUGGGCGCGUAGCCGCACAGUUUCAACAUGCAGAUGCUGAGGCGUUGGUCUCAAGCUUCCGUACACUGCUGGGAGGCAUUAGCGAUGCAGAGUUGCUGCUGAAUGACGAACUCAAGAUUGAAGCGAGCACGGGUUUGAGUCGCAUCCUGCUGUCAGGGAAUGUGUGGGAGGGUGCCGCCUUUAAGGACUUGCUGUCCCAGAACAGCGAGGAGCAGCUGCGUUUCCAAGCUUUCAUGUCAAGGGGGGGGCAUGACAGUCAGCCGACGUCUCCUGCAACGGCGCCAUGCCUCCGCGUGUCUCUGUGCACUGCUCAGCAGCAGCGGGUUGGCGUGGACCUGUACCAUGUGCAAGUGCCGCACUUGUAUGGCUGCGUGGAUGCGUAUCAUCUUCUUGCCCUCAAGAUGGAUCUGGAAUCCUCGGCAUUGCCGGAGGCAGUGCCGGCGGAGAUUCCUUCCGUUGCGGCGAGGACAUCCACUGGCUAUAGUCUUCGCUCCGGAGCCUCCUCACGGGCAUCUAGUGUGACAGAAGGAUCUCUGCUACCGGGUUUGCCACACUUGAAAGAGCUCAUGCUGGUGGUGGAUCCCCAUGAGAGCCACGAAGUGCUGCAAGUACACAUGCAGUACAAGGAGGGUCGACGUCGACAAGACAGCACGCCAGAGGUCACAUUGCGGCAUUUCGUGCGGCCUACGGAAUGGCACACGAUCAGCUCACAAGUUCGGCAGUUCGCCAGACAGGGGAGGUCGGGGAACACGGAGAUGGACGACCUGGGAAAGUUGUGGGUUAGGAUGAUCGACAAUUCCGGCAAGUACAUGCAGGCCCGUGAUGCCAAGAUGAGCUUCAAGGACAGAGGAGCCGGAGGACAUGUUUGGAUACAUCUGCGACAGUUCCGAAGUUGCGAGCAGAGAAGCGUCGGUGGGCCAAGUGAGCUGGCGGACGUCAAGGAGCACACCGAGGAAUGCUCGGAGUGA
Messenger RNA from Symbiodinium sp. CCMP2592, 1473 nucleotides. Lineage: Eukaryota; Dinophyceae; Suessiales; Symbiodiniaceae. The record is from the annotation of a GenBank genome assembly.